This is a messenger RNA of Prunus armeniaca (apricot), 222 nucleotides long. The record is from the annotation of a GenBank genome assembly. Lineage: Eukaryota; Viridiplantae; Streptophyta; Magnoliopsida; Rosales; Rosaceae.
AUGGCUGUGACGAAAGAGCAGGUGCUAUUUAGCCCUCCGAUUCAUCAAACCGCAACACUUGAUGUUGCACCUCUUGCUGCUUGCACCGUUCACUACGUUCACUCACUCCUUCAGGAACAUAAGAGAUCAAAUUCGUUCAUCAGUUGGUCUGUUGUUAUCCCCAAGAGCUAUGCACUACGCCUAGCCUUCGGGGGGAAGGAAAGGGGGUAUUUUAGACUGUAG